Molecule: messenger RNA, 1879 nt
Organism: Papaver somniferum (opium poppy)
Lineage: Eukaryota; Viridiplantae; Streptophyta; Magnoliopsida; Ranunculales; Papaveraceae
Product: putative F-box protein At1g53550
Exons: 3
Coding region: 120-1358 (412 amino acids)
Molecular function (GO): protein binding
Source: RefSeq, a predicted model, not a curated record
UUCUUGUUUCCGCAGCCAACUUUCCUCAGCCAAAUAUCCUAACCCUAGAAAAUCUCUGAACCAUCCUCUUAAAGCUUUCUGUGUUCGAUUAAAAGGGGUUUCAAACAAGAGGAGAUUGCAUGAUGGGACGCCGGAUGGAGUAUUUCAAUUUUCUACCCGAUGAGAUUACGUUGGACAUUAUCAGUCGAUUGCCCACUGAAAAUGUUCUCAAAUGCAAGUUAGUUUGCAGAAAUUGGAGAAGUCUAAUUCGUCAUCCAUCAUUCUCCAAGAUGCAUCUGCAUCAUCUCUAUCAUCCUGCAGCUGAUUCUGGUAAGUUGGGUUUCAUUACUUUGACUUAUCCUGUUGGGAGGAAGAAAGGCAGUUUUCAGUAUUUUGAAUAUGAUGAGAAUCAUGAGUCCAUUGAGAGAAUUAGAAAGUUCAAUUUUAAAUCUCCAUUUGGGGAGGAUACUAUCUAUACUACCUUUCUUGGUUCGCUCAAUGGUUUGAUCUGUGUUACUCGACACCGAUUUGGGGUUACAGAAACAUGUAUUUGUAACCCCAUCACCAGAGAAUAUAUUAUGCUUCCAGAAAUUAGUAGAGUUGGAAUGAAUCGUGGUAUUAGUGGAUAUGGUUAUGUUUCUUCAACUAAUGAGUAUAAAGUUGUAAGAAUUAUGUAUGAGAACAAGACCGAGGUUAAAGAAGUUUACGUAUACACUCUGGGGAGUGGAAAUGGAUGGAGAAACAUUGGAAAGCUCAAUUUUGAAUCCAUAGCACUUUGGGAAGAAGGUGUCUUUGUCAAGGGAGUUCUUUAUUGGCUGGAUUGUGAAUUUAGAAUGAUUGUUCCCUUUAAUUUGGCUGAGGAAAAGUUUUGUAAAAAUCUGUCACUUCCUUUCCCACCAGACUAUAAUUCUGCUGAUUGGUAUAAACUAGGGGUUUUGGAUGGGUGUUUGUCUUUUGCUAUUAAUAAAAAUGUCAAUGGAGGUGAAUGUUGGGACGUGUGCCUGUUGAAAAAGAAGGAUGAUAAUCUUGGCAUGAUAGAACAAGAGGGACAUCAGUCAUUGGGUUGGAAUAAAGAGUUUGGGGUUUACGACAAAGCAAUUUUUGCCGUUACGAAGAGAUAUGGUGUCUUAACUUUCAAUGGUAACCAUAUCAACAUUCACGACUUAGAAGCUACAACCUCGAAAACAGUUGUUGAUUUUGAAGAACGUCUUAUUGGAGUAUUCCCCCACAAGAACAUCUUAGUUUCAUUGAAAGAAUUAGGGGAAGAAGAUACGAAGAUGAUGGAGGCAGUGAAAUUGAGGAGACAGAAAGCCAUGAUCAGCCUUUCAACCAGCUGUGGGAGGAUGAGACCCCUAGCACCUGCUUAUAAACUGUAUUGAAUGAGGAAACUGUGGUGACGGGAAAGUUGAGGACUUGAUGUUAGAUGAAGAUAACUCAACUCAAGUACCAAGGGUUCUGAUUUGGAUCUGAGGGGACGAAUACUAUGGCUCCAGUCUAGAUGUUGUUCGGAGUUUGGAUCUGAUUCCUAGGGUCCAACUCUUUCUUUGGAAAUCAAACAUUUUACUGAUUAUUCUUCCAACUGGGGAAGUUUUCUCCUCAACAAUAGCACUGAAAGCUCCUCACAUUUUCUUAAUUUGUUCUUUCUGUAAACCAGUUCCGUUUGCUUCAACUGGUACUGUAUUCACCAAGUAUGGUUUUUCAACUUGAAAAUAUUUCCUUAUUGUAAAUGUAAGUUAUGGACUACUAGAUAUUCCUGAUGGUCUGCAAGUAGUUUCCCAGUGUUACCUUGCUAGACGUUGUUUUAAUUUGAAGGCUGUUAUUGGGGUGUCACUCUAAAGGCGUUACCUAAUAAGACAAAAACGGGUCACCCAUAAGUAAUACAAAAAUCCCUUAUCUCAAA